GGAGACUACUGCAAGUGGAAGAACAAAUGCAAAGUAAUUCCCCGGCUGUUUGGCAACCUCUGCAUUGGAUACCUAGAAGCUUGGUCAGAUGCAUGUGAGCGUAGCGGCGUCGUGUUGGCUUUCCGUCAGCAACAUUCUUCAAGUGGAUAUGAUAGCGAAUCUAGAUUCUACCUUGCUUACUCGCGAGUUGCAGGUAAACCACUAAAGGCAGUGCAGUAGCGUCUCAUCAUGAAUGAUAAUGAUUGAUCUGAGUCCUGCAUUCAUUCACCCCUUGAUCGCUCUACUGAUCGGCGUCGGCGUUGAUGUUGCAAUGCUUGGCAUGUCUUGGCAUGUCAAUGAUGUGUAAACGCUGUAACACAGCCAUUGCUUGUGGGUGCUUAAAUGGUGAACUUGCGAGUAACGCACAACGAGAAGCGUCGAUCUGGUCUCCACAAACUCGAUGAGUCAGCCUAUUGCUUUGUACGUCGACGCUGGCAUUCAGGCAUCUAAGUACUCCAAUGUCGGAAUGUUUGCUGUUUUAGUCAGUGUAAUCGCUGACUUGGUAUGUGAUGCUGACUCAAAGUGGGUCUGGCACCGCAAAUGGACAUUUGUGCGAUUUAUAUUCACUGUAUCACGAUACUUGCCAUUUUUUGGCAUUGGGAUGACAUUCAUCGCUGCCCUUCGAACACAAUACUAUCCUGGUGAAAGCUGUGUUAGAUUCGGGCAAGCGUCAAACGUGUUGCAUAUCAUCUGCAUUCUAGCCGCAGAAGGCUUGCUAAUAACGAGAAUCUAUGCUUCCUGGAAGAGUAAACGUCUACUGACAUUCCUUUUGGUUUUUCCCGUCGUUUGUUUCGUGAUCUCUUACGUCUUAUCGCACUCUCCCUUAGUAGUCUUUGAGUACGAAAACGCGUUCCCAAUUAAUAUACCGGAUCCGGCCAGCUGUCUUUUCUCGAGCGGGAGGGGUAAUGUCUUCCAGUACGCCGCUCUGUUUCUCUAUGAACUGGUCCUCUCGUGCUUGAUGUUGUACAUCAGAUUCAGAAAGUACAGCGAUGCCAUCGGACCCCUCCAAGAAACGUUUUUUAGCGACUCGCUGAGAUAUAUGAUGUACAUCAUGGUCAUGUCUUCGUUCAGCAUAAUUUUGACCAUGGCUCCUCCGCUCACAUGGGUUUCGAUCACAGACUCUCCGCAAGUUGUCAUCCACAGUGUUCUAGCCUCUCGGAUCCUUUUCAACCUACGAGCAAGUGAAGGACGAUCGCGAAUCCAUACAACAUUGACGGAUGUAUCUGAGAUGCAAUUUGAAAUUGGAGGAGGUCGAUUUUCGACACCGGUACUUGAUGUUUAAGUGUUUUGUUUUGUUUUAUUUUCUCUCUACUCUGUAUCUCCUGCGACUAAAUAUGAGAUGCAACCGUUAGAUGGUGGACGAGCCCGUACUUAUAGUCAGCAAUAUUUCAAGGUGCACUUUGGGCAUGUAAUUACCUCGCAAUGCUAUUCAAAGGACUCAUACAAAGAUCCCUCUGCAUAGUUUAGAUCUUAGAGUAGAUGCUAUUUGUGUGGGACAAUGAAACAUCAGUUGAAAAUGGUCGGUGCGAGUGUAAAUAGGAAACAACUUUAUAUUUCCAUAAAGCUGCAGGGAUGAGAUGAACAUCGUGGC
Suillus subalutaceus is the source of this 1630-nucleotide messenger RNA. RefSeq lists its product as uncharacterized. Bases 440 to 1321 code for a protein of 293 amino acids. Lineage: Eukaryota; Fungi; Basidiomycota; Agaricomycetes; Boletales; Suillaceae. The record is from RefSeq and is a predicted model, not a curated record. The transcript is spliced from 14 exons.